AUGGUCAUUGCGGACCAUAAGUUUUUAGUCACUCCUUUACUAUUUCGCAACAAAACUAAAGCCACUAAAGAGUACGCAAAGUCUGUACACAGCGGUCCGAAGCCCUCCUAUACGGCACACAAUUUCAGUGCAAUCGAAACGUUUCUCGGCUUAAAGAAUGAUUUGGACAUUACUUCUGGGCUUAAGAAUUCUCGCAAAUCCGGCGACCAAUUGCUUAAUUGGAUAAACGAUUUGUAUUCGCAUUUCUGGUCCUCUCAACACACGUGCUAUAUAUCGGAGACCACUAGUCGUGGAGUUGGCAUCGAUUGCGGACCGCAUUUACUCGCCUGCCGUACGACGGACUGGAGUUCACGCAUUCCGGACCCGAAGUCAGACAUUUCCGCGUUAUUAUAA
Molecule: messenger RNA, 393 nt
Organism: Medioppia subpectinata
Lineage: Eukaryota; Metazoa; Arthropoda; Arachnida; Sarcoptiformes; Oppiidae
Source: the annotation of a GenBank genome assembly